UUUUGAAAGCAGUGAUAUAACUCUAGGUAAAUGCUAUGUCUACUAAUUAUAGUUUCUUAAUUUUCAUAGCUAUAUUAUGAAAAGAGUAAAUUGAAGAAAUGGAAACUGCAAAUUACACCAAGGUGACAGAAUUUGUUCUCACUGGCCUAUCCCAGACUCCAGAGGUCCAACUAGUCCUAUUUGUUAUAUUUCUAUCCUUCUAUUUGUUCAUCCUACCAGGAAAUAUCCUUAUCAUUUGCACCAUCAGUCUAGACCCUCAUCUGACCUCUCCUAUGUAUUUCCUGUUGGCUAAUCUGGCCUUCCUUGAUAUUUGGUACUCUUCCAUUACAGCCCCUGAAAUGCUCAUAGACUUCUUUGUGGAGAGGAAGAUAAUUUCUUUUGAUGAAUGCAUUGCACAGCUCUUCUUCUUACACUUUGCUGGGGCUUCAGAGAUGUUCUUGCUCACAGUGAUGGCCUUUGACCUCUACACUGCUAUCUGCCGACCCCUCCACUAUGCUACCAUCAUGAAUCAACGUCUCUGCUGUAUCCUGGUGGCUCUCUCCUGGAGGGGGGGCUUCAUUCAUUCUAUCAUACAGGUGGCUCUCAUUGUUCGACUUCCUUUCUGUGGGCCCAAUGAGUUAGACAGUUACUUCUGUGACAUCACACAGGUUGUCCGGAUUGCCUGUGCCAACACCUUCCCAGAGGAGUUAGUGAUGAUCUGUAGUAGUGGUCUGAUCUCUGUGGUGUGUUUGAUUGCUCUGUUAAUGUCCUAUGCCUUCCUUCUGGCCUUGCUCAAGAAACUUUCAGGCUCAGGUGAGAAUACCAACAGGGCCGUGUCCACCUGCUAUUCCCACAUUACCAUUGUGGUGCUAAUGUUUGGGCCAUCCAUCUACAUUUAUGCUCGCCCAUUUGACUCGUUUUCCCUAGAUAAAGUGGUGUCUGUGUUCAAUACUUUAAUAUUCCCUUUACAUAAUCCCAUUAUUUACACAUUGAGAAACAAGGAAGUAAAGGCAGCCAUGAGGAAGUUGGUCACCAAAUAUAUUUUGUGUAAAGAGAAGUGAAAGAUAAAUUAUACAUUUUAUAGUUCCCCUGAGGAUCAUUGUCC
This is a messenger RNA of Homo sapiens (human), 1084 nucleotides long. RefSeq names its product olfactory receptor family 4 subfamily M member 2B (gene OR4M2B). Bases 99 to 1040 code for a protein of 313 amino acids. NCBI's taxonomy places the organism in Eukaryota, Metazoa, Chordata, Mammalia, Primates, Hominidae. Gene Ontology annotation, cellular component: membrane; plasma membrane. Gene Ontology annotation, biological process: G protein-coupled receptor signaling pathway; detection of chemical stimulus involved in sensory perception of smell. The record is from RefSeq and is marked inferred. The transcript has a single exon. Gene Ontology annotation, molecular function: olfactory receptor activity; G protein-coupled receptor activity.